CAUCGCGUAUUUCGAUCUGUGAUCAAAAUUUAAUACGUAAUUAUUUAUGCAGAAAUAUGUAUGUACCCAUUAAUGUAAUCGAAUUGACCGAGAUUAUCCAACUGGCCGAUCUUGAGAGAACUAAAUUUCAUACAACGCGAGAGAUAAUCAAAAUUCACGUAUGUUUAUAUAAGAUGAAUGAAAAAAACAGCCGAGUCGUUCCUCGCCCACAUUAUAAUUGCAUUUAUUAAAUGCACUAUGCGCUCUAUAGAGCGACCAUCACGUCGAUCGUGUUGGUGAAAGGAUGCGUUGUCUGGCUAUUCCGAGGAAUAUCGAAAUUUAAUCUUUCGCGAGGUGCCGCUAACACUUUACUUCGCAUGGAUUCACCCCUGUCUUGUCUCGCCUAGUCUCGAUGUUUUCCACUCCGAAAAUUCCCGGUGUGCAGGCCUUACAAUUUAAAUCUUAAGGAAACCGUCGCGAAAUCGAGCUCUGAUGCAAAAUGUCGAACGCGCCAGAAACUUUUCUUAGCAUAACAAAACAAGAUUUCAAUUGGUCCCAUGCAAAACGUCUCGGGCCGCCGCCACCCCCGAUGGAUACUCAAUUGUAUUUUCCCAGACCCGAUCCGGAAGAUUGUAGAUGCGACGCUCACAGUUUGAAAAAUAAAAAAGCCAGGUACAAGCAGUUGGCCAACAAAGAACGUCGGCUUCGCGACGAGUUAAUAAAAGUCGAUCGUGAAAUGGUACAGCUCACGUCAUCGAUGUUAGAUAGUACUCGCGAUAUGGACGAAACGAUGAAAAGCAUUUACAAAACGGAUUACGAAAAGAGAAAUCUGCCCGUUACGGAAUACAGGCCAUUAAUGGCAGCGGUGGAUGCACCGAUUACGCCGAUAAUCGUCGAUUUAAAGGAUGCUUAUAAAGAUCCGAUCAGAUUCAGAUAUUCGGCUAUGGACAGCUCGACGAUUCAACCAGCCAAGACGAUAGAAAAAGUUUCAGAAAUUUGCUCCUUCUGGGAUGAGCCAUUUGCAGGCUGUUCAGAGUACAAAGAUACCAUCAGUAGAAUUGGUUUGAGCAAUAUGAAAAAUCAACAGCGAUAUUUAGAACCCCUUCUUCCAUCGAAAAAACUUUGCAAUUUAUCAAAGGUAAUGCAAAAAAAUAUAUAACGUGCAUAAAAAAUAAAAAACGUUAUCAGCGCAAUAAUAUGUUUCAUUUGUAACACAAAUAGAAAAAUAUGCAAUUUUAUAUUUGCUGUAAUCUUUACUU
Molecule: messenger RNA, 1238 nt
Organism: Formica exsecta
Lineage: Eukaryota; Metazoa; Arthropoda; Insecta; Hymenoptera; Formicidae
Exons: 4
Coding region: 479-1138 (219 amino acids)
Source: RefSeq, a predicted model, not a curated record